AUGGCAAAUGCAAAAUCAUUUUUAUUAAUUUCAUUCGGUUUUUUAAUAUUCCUAUGCAAAUUCACCAUUUCUAAUUCUCAUCAAAAUUGCCCAAAGACCAACACUUCAUUAGUUAAUUUCACAUGUCAGUUUGUUAUGUCACAACAUCAGGUAAGAGGGUCAUUUAGUAUCAUCAAUGACUGUUCUUUUAAGGUUCAAGAAUUCGAUAUGCUUCCCGGUGGUUCUGAUGUUUAUUGGUGGGGUGCUUCUGGUGAUUCUUAUGAGAAUUUAACAUCUGGGUUUAUUAUAUCUGAUCAUAAACUGAACACUAGCACAUAUAAAAAUGAUACCUUUAUUGUUGAUUUAAUGAGUAAUGUAACAUGGGAUGACAUUAAGGUUGUUUCUAUUUGGAAGAAAUCGCUAGCGUCUGAUUUUGGGCAUGUGGUUUUGGAAGAAAGAAGUGAUUCUCCGGCCCCUGCCCCUGACCCGUCUAGUAGUAGUAAUUUUACAGGGAGUUCUGUUUUUAAGAUUGAUGGACAGCCUACUAUGUUUGAUAGUUGUAAGAUUUUGUCGGAUAAGUUUAGGUUAAGAUGGACGUUGAGAGUGGAAGACAAUGUGAUUGAUAUUGGGUUAGAAGGGGCGGUUGAUAUUCAAAGUUAUAUGGCUUUUGGGUGGGCAGAUCCGUUUAAAGAACACGAUCACAUGCUUGGUGCAGAUGUGGCAGUGACGGGUUUUACUGAUAAGGGAAUGCCGUUUGUGGAUGACUAUCAUGUAACUAAGUAUAGUGAGUGUUCGAUUAACAAGAAUGGUAAGGCUGAAGGUGUGUGUCCGGAUACUAUGUACGUUGAUGAUACUGAUGAUCGUGAUUCUGUUAACAAUACAGUUUUGGUUUAUGGGCAUAGAAAAGAUGGUGUCUCAUUUGUUCGGUAUCAAAGACCGUUAAAAUCUAUUGACAAAAAGUAUGAUUGGAAUGUAGAUGAUAAAAAGAACAUGACUUGUAUAUGGGCUUUAGGUUUGAUCAAAUCACCUGAUUCAGUCAUACCUCAUUACCUUCCACAAAACCAUUUCAAGACUUAUGGUCAUGUUCAUGUUAAUGUUUCAGAGAGUGUAAAUGAAUGUGUAGGCCCACUUGAUGCCAAAAAUAAGCAAGAUCAAGAACUUGUAAUAGCAGAAGAGAAAGAGCCACUCGUUGUUACAACAGGUCCAAGCUUGCAUUACCCGAACCCUCCAAACCCUUCUAAGGUUUUGUAUAUCAACAAGAAAGAAUCACCGCUUUUAAGAGUCGAAAGAGGGGUCCCAGUGAAGUUUUCAAUACAAGCUGGUCAUAACGUGGCAUUUUAUAUCACUUCUGACCCACUUGGUGGAAAUGCAACAUCAAGAAACCUAUUGGAGACCAUCUAUGUAGGUGGGUCCAAGGCACAUGGGGUGCGGUCUAAACCCAAGGAGUUAGAAUGGGCACCUAACCGAAACACUCCUAAUCAAGUCUACUAUCAGUCUUUUUAUGCCCAAAAAAUGGGCUGGAAGGUUCAAGUAGUUGAUGGAGGUCUUGGUGAUAUGUAUAACAACAAUGUUCUUCUGGAUGAUCAGCAAGUUACAUUCUUUUGGACACUCUCCAAAAAGUCAAUAUCUAUUGCAGCUCGAGGUGAAAAAAAAAGUGGAUAUCUUGCUAUUGGGUUCGGGUCUAAAAUGGUGAACAGUUUUGCAUAUGUUGGUUGGGUUGAUUCUAAUGGCACGGGUCAUGUAAACACGUAUUGGAUUGACGGUAUGAAUGCUCAAAGUUUACAUCCAACAAAGGAAAAUCUAACAUAUGUAAGAUGCAAGUCUGAACAAGGUGUCAUCACUCUAGAAUUUACACGACCGUUGGAUCCAAAUUGUGAUGGACAUAAAAAGAUUGAAUGCAAGAACAUUGUGGAGCCCACGUCUCCUCUAAAGGUCAUAUGGGCCAUGGGGGCUAAAUGGUCUGCAGACCACCUGACUCUAAGCAAUAUGCACUCAAUGACGAGUAGCAAACCGGUCAGGGUUUCACUUAUACGUGGUUCGGCUGAGGCAGAGGAGAAUUUACGACCCGUGUUAGCAGUACACGGGUUUAUGAUGUUUCUUGCAUGGGGUAUGUUUUUUCCAUUUGGGAUCUUGGCUGCUCGAUACAUGAAAAGUUUAAAUGGUAAUGUAUGGUUCAAGAUUCAUGUUUAUUCACAGUGGUCGGGUUUAACUAUUAGUUUCCUUGGAAUUCUUUUUGCUGUGGCUGAGCUACGGGUUUUACACAUUGACACAUUCCAUGUAAAAUUUGGAAUAUUGACUAUAAUAUUGGGUUGCAUACAACCUAUUAACGCUUACCUAAGACCUAAAAAAGCUGAUGAUGGUGAAGAUUCAUCCCCCCAACGAGUUAUUUGGGAAUAUAUACAUGUUUAUUGUGGCAGAUUUGCAAUUCUUGUUGGCCUUGUUGCUAUUUUUAGUGGGAUGAAACAUUUAGGGGAUAGAUAUGAUGGUGAAAACAUUAGAGGAUUGAUGUGGGCAUUGGUAGUUUGGAUUUUGGUGGGUGUUAUAACCAUAGUAUAUUUGGAAUUUAGUCAGAGGAGACUAAGAGAAAGAUUUUUCGGGUUAGGCCGUUGGGUCUUGGGUAAUGGUGAUGAUGAGGAAACUGAUCUAUUAAACCCAAGCAGGAUACAUGGAGUAAAUGUAGAAAAACUAGCCCGUUCUUCAGAAAGAUCAGAAAUUCAGCUAGAACCUUUAACCAGAUAG
Molecule: messenger RNA, 2718 nt
Organism: Erigeron canadensis
Lineage: Eukaryota; Viridiplantae; Streptophyta; Magnoliopsida; Asterales; Asteraceae
Product: cytochrome b561, DM13 and DOMON domain-containing protein At5g54830-like
Exons: 1
Coding region: 1-2718 (905 amino acids)
Source: RefSeq, a predicted model, not a curated record